AUACUAAGCACUAGUCUAUAUUUACACACAAUAACUUAACCUUACCAAAUAAAUUUUCAGGAAAACCAAAAUAUAACCAUUUCUUUCACACGUGUUUGUCAAACCAUCGCGGCGUAAAAUUUAAACGAAUAUAAUCCAGAACCCCCCUGAAUUACUACUUUAACAUACGUUUUCCCGGGCGGGGCUAUAUCUUCAUUAUCAUUCAGGAUUCCAGCCCGAUUUUGCAGAUAAAAUUUGCAGUUUAAAUCAAUAUAUCGUCGUUAUUUAAAAAAAAAAACACUUGUGAACAUUAAUUUUGGUCCUUCAAUAUAACAGUAGGCAUAGAAAACACCAGGAGAAUCAUAUAAAUUUAGAAAUACAAAACUUGUAAGGUCUUGCAACAGAGGUCUUGCAAAUAUGUAUAUAGGCGCCCACCUAUACGCAGGCUAUCAGGAAACUUACUUUAUAAAUUUUUAAAAUUGCUACUUGAGUGCUUAUGAGAACUAAAGAGGUGAAAUUGCCCAGAAAUCUUCGAAAAUUUAAAAGAAAGAAAAUGUCAAUGCGGUUCUUGAAAAAUUGCUUGCUUAUCAUAUUGUUUUUAGUUGUUAUUCAUUUUUGGUUGAAGACGAAAUCAUAUAGGUUUAGCAAGGAAGAUGUUGUCAAAAUUGGGGAAAAAUAUGCAGGUAAUUGGUUCAGGUGUAGCAAUUAUGAAUUAAAGUUUAGACUAUUUUCAGAAUGACUGGAGCGUAUUCAUAGUUGUACAAGAGUAUUAUAAACAAGUCUACAUACAAUUCAAAUGAAAUUAAUGAAUCAAGGCAGUUGAACCACUGAUAUCUGAGUCGAACAGCUCCAUGCAGUAAUUCUGCAAAUGGCCUAAUGCCCCAGCGGCUACGCUCGUGCUCCAAGAUCCGCCAUGUAAAGUGCAGUGAAAUGUAUCUCACUAUGUGAUCAAUCAGUUAUCAGUACCAUCCAUUAGCACCACCACAUUAAGCCACCACCAUUGACAUCAUCACUGUCAUCACCAUUACUGUCAUUGAUCACCAACAUAGAUUAUCACCACUACCUCCAUCAAUCACCACUCUGACCAUCACUUCAUUAGGGACACCAUCACCACCAUCAUUCACCACCAUCAUCAUCACUGUCAUCAUCACCAUUGACAUCACCACUAUGACCACUAUCACUGUCAUCACCAUCACUGUCAUCACCAUCAACAUUGAUCGCCAUGUUCACCACCAACAUCACCAUCAUCACUAUUCUUAUUCCAAUUCAGGUAGAGAGAUACAGCAAGCAUUUCAGAAAAUAGCCAGUGAACUGCAAGAACAUUACCCUGGCCACAUCUUACCAACCAAGCACCGUGAAUGGGUGAUGUACAAAUAUUCAGGAAUGACCUUAUCCAUGACCAUACUACAUGCAUCCCUGACAGAAUAUGUACUACUUUUUGGAUCUGCACUGGAUACAGAUGGCUAUUUAGGUACACAUGCCAUUCCAAUGUUGUUUUAUUGCAUUAAUUCUCAUAUUUGAUUGGUACAUUUCAGUAAGCAUUCCGGCCAGGCCAGCAGAUUGUGGGCAACUUGUACUAAAUGUAAACUACACCUUUCAAAUUGAUUUGCCUCCAAAUAUCUAAUGAGCAUUUAAAUUUCUGGGGGAGGGGUGUGUGUGCAAAUUUCUCUAGGUGGGGUGGGAAAACUUUCCGAGGGGAUGCAAAAUAUUUUUGGGGGGGGUGCAUGCACACCUCCAGAAAGAAAAUCUGUCUAUGAAAUAACAUGUGAACUUUUCUGUUGCUUCUCAGGUCGGCACUGGUUAAACUGCACAAUGUUACUUCUAUCAGGGUCAGUAAAAUACUGGAAAGAAGGCGAUAUAGAAGCCAUUGAAUACAAAAUUGGUGAUAGUUUUACCUUUCAUAGUGGAUCAACAGGCUGCCUAGGAUGGAAGGCAAAUACAUGGGUCUUGGAAUAUGGACGAGGGUUCCUACCUAUGAGCAUGCCAGCGAUAAUUUCAGAUGGACUAUUCACUUCUUUUGAUGUGAUAGGAAUAUUUAAAAUGUUCCGCGCUUUUGGUGUUGCGUACUAUUAUGAACUGAAAAGCGAGAUAGGUUCCUUUAUUUCUAGUAUAUGAACAAUAAAGCAAGCAGUUCUGUUUUUGUAUUUUAUUGCUAGUAUUCUCUGCACAGGGCUGGAAAAUAUCCGGCAAAAUGUCAAUGUAAAGGUAGCUCUUUCUCCAAUCUUUCUUCUCAAUUAUUUUAAGACUUUGAGUAGAGGUCCGACGAAGGAUUAAACCUGGGUCCUGAGUGGUGUUUCCCUCGGUCUCAGUAAAUAAGUGAUAAUUAAUACUGAGCGUUUCUACUUUAUAUUUAUUUACAUUAGUGAUCCCACCAAUGCUACACGUUUAUAUUAAAAUAUUAAAUAUCAUUAACAUUCUACAAUAGGUAUAUUUCAUAUUAAAAAACUUUCACUAAGAAUACAUUCCCACCAUAUUAGAUUCAGCCACGAGAUUGAUUCAGACUAGUACAUACCUACACACGUAAAAAUCUCACAACUUGUCAACAAGAUGUGUCGCAACAGGCUUGUAGCAAGCUUGUCAACAAGUGGUAACAAUUAAUGCUGUUAUUUUUCCAAGUUGCUACAAGCUUGUCACUCACAACUUGUUGACAAAUUGUUGAAUUGGAGGACGAUAACAAGUUGUUGGAACAACUUGUAACAAGUCUGUUGAACUCAACAACCUUGUAGCAAGUUGUCAACAAGCUGGGAACAAGCAGUGCGAACACAUCAUGUUGACAAGUUGUUGGAACAGCAUUGCUACAAGUCUGCUGCAGGUUUGUUACAACUUGUGCGUUUUUACGUGUGUAGACUG
Paramuricea clavata is the source of this 2829-nucleotide messenger RNA. NCBI's taxonomy places the organism in Eukaryota, Metazoa, Cnidaria, Anthozoa, Malacalcyonacea, Plexauridae. The record is from the annotation of a GenBank genome assembly.